This is a messenger RNA of Oncorhynchus masou masou (cherry salmon), 3366 nucleotides long. RefSeq names its product thioredoxin reductase 1, cytoplasmic-like. Bases 202 to 2007 code for a protein of 601 amino acids. Gene Ontology annotation, molecular function: glutathione-disulfide reductase (NADPH) activity; thioredoxin-disulfide reductase (NADPH) activity; flavin adenine dinucleotide binding. Lineage: Eukaryota; Metazoa; Chordata; Actinopteri; Salmoniformes; Salmonidae. Gene Ontology annotation, biological process: cellular response to oxidative stress; glutathione metabolic process; cell redox homeostasis. The transcript has 16 exons. Gene Ontology annotation, cellular component: mitochondrion; cytosol. The record is from RefSeq and is a predicted model, not a curated record.
CGGGCGCUGAAAUGAUGAGGACAAAAGUUGUCCCGUUGGAAUUGUAGUCCAUAUCAUACCUCAAGUGUUCCAGGAAGCUAGCUAGUUUGUCUUUAUCUGUGAUUCGCAAGGACAACCAGUUGGAGGGAGUUUCGCUCCUCUCUUCCAUUGUUAGACUCAAAUUGAAGCUGCCAAGAGGCAAGUCAGAGAAAUAGUCCAAAAAUGCCUCCCAUCGACAAUGACACCGGGAGGAAUGAACUAAAAUCUCGGAUACAGGAGCUUAUUGAUUCUAAUCAAGUGUUGGUAUUCAGUAAAAGCAACUGUCCAUUUUGUGUGAAGGUAAAGGAUCUGUUCAAGGAGCUGAACGUGAACUGCAAUGUGGUGGAGUUGGAUUUAAUUGAGGAUGGAUCAAACUAUCAAGAACUGCUGCUUGAGAUGACCGGGCAGAAAACUGUCCCCAAUGUCUUCAUCAACAAGACACACGUCGGUGGCUGUGACAAAACAAUGAAGGCCCACAAAGAUGGUGUCUUGCAGCAGCUGCUGUGCGGGGAGAAUGAGGUAUACGACUAUGACCUCAUCGUCAUCGGGGGCGGCUCAGGAGGGCUAGCAUGCUCAAAGGAGGCAGCGUUGCUGGGCAAGAAGGUGAUGGUGUUGGACUAUGUGGUGCCCACGCCGAAAGGGAACACAUGGGGCCUGGGCGGCACAUGUGUGAACGUGGGCUGCAUCCCCAAGAAGCUGAUGCACCAGACAGCCCUGCUAGGGACUUCCAUACAGGACGCCCGCAAGUUUGGCUGGGAGUUGCCGGAGGAGACAGUGAAGCACAACUGGGAGACAAUGAAGACGGCGGUGAACAACUACAUUGGCUCGUUGAACUGGGGCUACCGGGUGGCGCUGCGCGACAAGAACGUCAACUACAUCAACUCCUACGCUGAGUUCAUUGAGACGCACAAAAUCAAGGCGACCAACAAGCGAGGGAAGGAGACCUUCCAUACGGCCGCAAAGUUUAUCCUGGCGACAGGCGAGAGGCCGCGUUACCUGAGCAUCCCCGGAGACAAAGAGUACUGCAUCACCAGCGACGACCUGUUCUCUCUGCCCCACUGCCCUGGCAAGACCCUGGUGAUCGGGGCAUCCUACGUGGCGCUGGAGUGCGGGGGUUUUCUGGCGGGCCUGGGCCUGGAUGUGACAGUCAUGGUACGCUCCAUCCUCCUGAGGGGCUUCGACCAGGACAUGGCCAACCGUGCCGGCAAGCACAUGGAGGAGCAUGGCGUAAAGUUCCUCCGGAAGUACGUCCCGGUCAAGGUGGAGGAGCUGGAGGCAGGUACUCCUGGGAGGCUGAAGGUGACAGCCAAGAGCACGGAGGGAGACGAGACCAUCGAGGGAGAGUACAACACUGUGUUGAUAGCCGUGGGGCGCGACGCCUGUACAGGAAAGAUCGGCCUGGAACAAGCCGGGGUCAAAGUCAACCCCAAGAAUGGUAAGAUCCCGGUGAACGACGAGGAGCAGACCAACGUGCCGCACAUCUACGCCAUCGGAGACAUCCUGGAGGGCAAGUGGGAGCUGACGCCCGUGGCUAUCCAGGCUGGCAAGCUGCUGGCACGCCGUCUGUACGCGGGCGCCUCGCUCAAGUGUGACUACGUGAAUGUUCCCACCACGGUGUUCACCCCUCUGGAGUAUGGCGCCUGUGGGCUGUCUGAGGAGAAAGCUAUGGAGCUGUACGGGCAAGACAACCUGGAGGUGUACCACAGUCUCUUCUGGCCUCUGGAGUUCACCGUCCCCGACAGGGACAACAACAAGUGCUACUCAAAGAUCAUCUGUAAUAAAUUGGACAAUGACCGUGUGAUCGGGUUCCAUUACUUGGGGCCCAAUGCGGGAGAGGUGACGCAGGGCUACGGCGUGGCCAUGAAAUGUGGCCUGACCAAAGAGCAGCUGGACAACACCGUUGGCAUACACCCCACCUGUGCUGAGAUCUUCACCACCAUGGAGGUGACCAAGAGCUCAGGCGGUGACAUCACCCAGACGGGCUGCUGAGGUUAAACCCUGCUUGUUUAACGGGCUGUCCUGUUCUCCAUCUUAGAUCUCUCACCUCGUAGCUCUGCGCCAACCUGGCCCCCUCAUUCUAUACCCAAGACCAAUCACUUCUCAGGAAAAACCAAUAAGGUGAUCAGAAACGGGGGGGGGGGGGGAGAAAGUCUGAACGGAUGAAACCACACAUUUGGGAAUAAGGGUGGGGAAACAGUGGGUCAGUAUAAUACUGUCUGGGUCAGUAUAAUACUGUCUGAAAGAUUGAGCCAAUAAAUGCUCUGAGGGGGCCUGUAGUGUGGACAUAAAAGACAUAUGAGGUGAUUAACUAUCUAUGGGACAGCCUGCUAGAUAGCGGGGUUACUCUGCUGCUUUCACAAUGCACCCUGUGUGUGUCUUCCUCAGAGGUGCACCACCCCUCUCUAGGGAUGGGUGAGUGCUGUUUGACGUGCUGGCCCUUAACCCAAUCACUGUGGUGGGCUAGAACUGAUGUCCCUCUGUCCAAAGACACCAGGGGUGAACCAAACCCUUCGUCCAAACUUAAACACCCGCACACACACACACAUAUAUAUAUAUAUCUACACAUACUUGCGUAUAAUGACUCCUGUAGUAUGUUAACAGCUGAAUGGAUACAAUAAUUCUCUGAUCCAGUGUGGUGGAAAUGCCUGAUCAUUUUUACUCGGUGGAAGUUAAUAAACACAUCUUAGGACAUAGUAGUUUUCUUUUGUCAUCACGUCUCUUCUCUGGCAAGCCAUCAACAUUCCAGGCAUUAUUUCUCAUCAGAAGUGUAUAUUGUCUGAUAUCUCAGAAAUGGAACAUUGAAAUCAAGUUUAAUGUGGGGCAAUGGAUUUUUUAAAUAUCAGUAUUUCUCAUGGUGUCGAACUUGCCGUUUCUCCACGUCUGGAUCGUCGAUUUAAAGGCAACUCCCAGUUCCAACUUCUACCAAACUGUUAACCAAAAAGGUGCAUUUAGGAGAAGUCAAAAGAAAGAACCUCUGAAUCAUCAUUCAAAUCUCUGUCCUGCUUCAGAAAACACUGUUAGUAAUUCCAAUGACUGAAUACAUAAAACAUGAAUUGUAGUGAUUUAUUGUAUAUAUUUGACACGCGCGCACACACACACUUUAAAGGUUUUCAGUAGAUAAUUAAAUAAAUGCUUCUUUUGUAUCAGUUUGAUCUUGCUGUUUUGUUUGCCUCCGCAUUGUGUAUGUAAAAUGUAUCCAAUCUGGUAGAGGACAGUAUUUAAGAGUUAUUUUCUGCCUACUGUUGAGCAGUGACACCGGUCAAAAUGAAUAAAUGACUGCUUCACUGGUAUCACUGUUUUUCUAGAUCACUUUUAUUAAAGUCUUGAAAGAUAAUGUCAACAUGCAAA